CAUUUCGAUUCAUCUGUCAUCGUCUGCCGAUUGUCAGCUAAAAAUUAACAAUAUGGCGCCAUUUCCUAUCAGGGUUCUUUUCUACAUACAACGUGCUAUACGUCGGACCUAUAAUGACUGCCGUGGAUAAAAAGAAGGUUGAGUCAAAAACUCUUCCAGCAGUUCCAGAAUCGCGUCUUAAGAUCGCUAAAAAAGCAGCUCGUGCACGAGCUGUCUUGGCUAAACGGCGUGUCACCAAAGUUCUUACAGUUCAAAAACGCCUUCGCGAAAAUUUCUUGCGUGCCGAGAAAUAUGCCAAACAAUAUGCUGUAGCUGAUCGUCGCGAAAUUGAAAAGAAACGCGAAGCAAAACGUGCUGGAAAUUACUACAUUCCCGGAGAAGCUCGUUUGGCAUUUGUUGUCCGUAUUCGUGGUAUCAACAAAGUAGCACCAAAAGUGCGUAAAGUUUUGCAAUUGUUCCGUUUGCGUCAAAUCAACAAUGGUGUAUUCAUCAAGUUGAACAAAGCCACCAUCAACAUGUUGCGUAUUGCCGAACCAUACAUUACAUGGGGAUACCCGAACUUGAAAUCAGUUCGUGAAUUGGUCUACAAACGUGGUUAUGUCAAGCACAAGGGACAACGUGUGGCAAUCACUGACAACUUCACCAUCGAACGUAAAUUGAAGCGCCGGGCUGACAUCCAAUGUGUCGAAGAUUUAGUGCACGAAAUUUUCACCGUCGGACCAAACUUCAAAUAUGCAUCAAACUUCUUGUGGCCGUUCAAAUUGAACACACCAACCGGUGGAUGGCGCAAAAAGAACAACCAUUUCGUUGAAGGUGGUGACUUCGGUAACCGUGAAAACCAAAUCAAUGUUCUACUCAGACGUAUGGUUUAAAUCAUAUUACAAUACCAACAUCCAAAUAAAUUCAAUCAAUGAAUUUACAU
Molecule: messenger RNA, 922 nt
Organism: Contarinia nasturtii (swede midge)
Lineage: Eukaryota; Metazoa; Arthropoda; Insecta; Diptera; Cecidomyiidae
Gene: RpL7
Product: 60S ribosomal protein L7
Exons: 4
Coding region: 114-872 (252 amino acids)
Biological process (GO): maturation of LSU-rRNA from tricistronic rRNA transcript (SSU-rRNA, 5.8S rRNA, LSU-rRNA)
Cellular component (GO): cytosolic large ribosomal subunit
Molecular function (GO): RNA binding; structural constituent of ribosome
Source: RefSeq, a predicted model, not a curated record